AUGGGGCUUGAUAAGCGGAAAAAGAAGAAGACGUUGAAACCGGGACCGGUUUUGUCCAAGGAUAAGAUUCCUUAUGACUACGUGGUCAUGAUAGACGCUGGUUCGAAAGGUUCAAGGGUUUAUGUGUAUAACUGGUUGAAUCCGAAGCACGCCCUUGAAGCUGGCGUUGAUUUGCAGAGCAGCCCGAAAGUCAACUUGGUUCAUGAGUCAACCUUGGGAGAAAAGGAUUCUGAUAGCGAGGGAGAAGAUCUGGAGGGUGGUCUUAAGGACGUUACCUUCCCUUCUAUAUACCUGGAUAAGCAGUGGCAUAAGAAGAUACUGCCUGGGCUUUCUUCAUUCAACCAGAGCCCACAGAAGGUCGGCAAACGUCACCUUCGAUACCUCCUUGCUUACGCUAGUGCUAUUGUUCCGAAAUCUGAACAUCAUAGAACACCGAUCUUUUUACAUGCUACUGCUGGCAUGAGGCUUCUUCCGCCGAAGGAACAACUGCCUAUAUUAGACAAUGUUUGUGACUAUUUUCAAACGAAUUCAGACUUUUACGUGCCCCAGUGUAAGUCUCACGUUAAUAUCAUUGACGGGGAUACAGAGGGCUUGUAUGGUUGGCUUUCAAUCAAUUAUUUAAUCGGUGCUUUCGACUGGCCUGAAGAGCACGCUCACGGCAAAGAACAUAAUACCUACGGACUUCUAGAUAUGGGUGGAGCUUCGACCCAAGUGGUGUUCCAGCCAAACUCGACUGAAUCAAAAGAACACGAGAAUAACUUGUACCGUUUGUCGCUCGGUAUGCUACCUAAACUCAAGAAAAAGGAGAAGGACUCAGAUAAAGAGGUUGUAGGGGACUUCCACGCUCCUGAGAUCAAAGAAUUUAAUGUCUUUUCGGACUCCUUUUUGGGCUUUGGUAUGUUUCAAGCUCAAAACAAGUUCCGCUCGAUUUUGGUCGAAAACUACAAGAAAGAGAACAAUAUUCCUGAGGAGACUAAUUAUUUCGGAACUCCUCUUUCGGACCCAUGCUUGCCCAAGGGCUAUACAACGAAGGAACUUAUAAACCAUAACUAUAUUGACUUUACUGGAGGUUCUAACUUCAAUGAAUGCUUGACGUCAAUUUUCCCAGUUCUAGAGACCGCCACUCAUCACGCUGGCAACCCAAAGAGCUGCUUCAAGCUCGGUGAAACUGGUAAAGUAAGUUCGUGCUUGCUUAGCGAACUCAUUCCAGCAUUUGAUUUUGACGUGAACCAUUUUAUCGGUGUCAGUGGUUAUUGGGAUGCCAUAAACGCCUUGUCGUCAUAUGGCAAAAUACCACGAAGCGAGUCUGAAAAGUAUGAUUAUGUUAAGAUGUAUACUGCCACAUCUCAAUGGUGCUCUCGCUCUUUUAAGGAAAUGAUCGAGAGAAACAACCUUCGUGAGAAGAAGGAAAGGAUACGUGAAGAUGAGCUUGCACAGCUUUGUUUUAAGUCUUCCUGGAUUCUUAAUUUCUUGCACGUUGGUCUAGGCUUCCCUCGUAUUGGUAUCGAUGAUAAAGAAAAAGAUGACAAAUUCAAGUCGCUUCAGCUCAUUGAAAAAAUGGGUGGCCUGUCGUUUUCAUGGACUUUGGGAAGAGCUCUUCUCUACGCUAACGACGAGUACAUUCAGGCGUUCAACAACUAUACCAUCGAGAAGACUGGCAAAAAAGACCAUUUGGUUAAAAGACCCGGAUAUUUCUACACGCCGAGAGAGAAUGCUUUCCACUUUGGUGCCGAGCCGGCUGGCUCUUUCCCAAGACCAUUAUAUACCCGUGAGGUUCCUGGCACGAAAUACCCGAUCUUCGAUUACGAGUAUGAGUAUGCCUCGCAUCCGUCAGAACUGAAAUGGUACCUAGAGACGCAUAGACUCUACGGUGCCAUUAUAUUCAUGGCCAUGGUGAUGGUGAUAUUUAUACUCAUGCUUGGCAGGAAGGGCCGUAAGAACGUCGUCAACAAUGGCAGAUCAUUUGUGGGCAAGUCUCUUGCUUUUGCAGGGUUCACCAAAUUUGCAUAUUCAAUCGUUCCCGAGUACGAAGCAUCUGAUUCAUACGAGCUCGACGAGUCGCUUCCUGAUAGCGUUUUGGGUGAGGGCUCAAGCAGAUUUGUUGUGGAAGACGAGGAAGAAGUCUAG
Molecule: messenger RNA, 2127 nt
Organism: Candidozyma haemuli
Lineage: Eukaryota; Fungi; Ascomycota; Pichiomycetes; Serinales; Metschnikowiaceae
Exons: 1
Coding region: 1-2127 (708 amino acids)
Biological process (GO): nucleoside diphosphate catabolic process
Cellular component (GO): membrane
Molecular function (GO): nucleoside diphosphate phosphatase activity
Source: RefSeq, a predicted model, not a curated record